This is a messenger RNA of Cuscuta campestris, 1434 nucleotides long. The record is from the annotation of a GenBank genome assembly. Lineage: Eukaryota; Viridiplantae; Streptophyta; Magnoliopsida; Solanales; Convolvulaceae.
UAAGAUGGGAAUACUGAAGGAGUUAAUGGAUUGUCUGCAAUUUAUUUGCACAUUUCAGCUCUGGAGAAUGGCAAUCUUCUGGACCCUUUCUCUGGUUUAUUCAUACUUGAAGUUGUAUCUCCAAAACUUUUCAUUGCAUAAACAUAAACCCUAUCCGCGCUUGUCUCCCAAAGAUCACUCGUAUGCCUCAACUCUUCUGUCCAGGCCGGUCUGUGUAAUAACUGGGGCUUCGUCUGGUCUGGGGGCUGCUGCUGCUCAUGCACUUGCAAAUGAAGGCUUUUAUGUUGUUCUUGCAAUGAAAUCUUGUCGAUUAUGGGUGCUUUCGAACUAUACUUUGUUCCAACUCUAUGGUUGAUUGAGAUUUCUUUUUUUAAUAAUCAAUGCAGUAGGGAGAUCUUUGGAACGUUUAUCAAAGGUAACAUCUGAUAUCAGGAGAAGUGAGGUCGAUGCUUGCUUGAAAGCUUUUGAAGUGGAUAUGACCUCCUUCGAGUCGAUUGUGAAGUUCAAGGGGUCACUCCAACAAUGGCUGCUGGAUUCAAAUUUGCAUUCGUCUAUUCAACUCCUGAUAAAUAAUGCUGGAAUCCUCGCAACGACCUCUAGGAUCACUUCUGAAGGAUAUGACCAGAUGUUCACAACAAACUAUUUUGGUGCAUUUUGUAUGACCAAAGUCCUUCUCCCUUUGCUGGAAAGUAGCCCCACCCCUUCUCGUGUGGUUAAUGUCACAUCCUUUACACACCGGAGUGUAUGGUCCAUGCAGGUGGACCGAAGAGCUAUCAAGUUUUUAUCCAAAUCAAAGCGGUACCCGUUUGCAGAAAUCUACGAGUACUCAAAAUUGUGCCUUUUGCUGUUUUCAUAUGAGCUUCAUCGACGAGCUUGUGUAAUGGAUAACUGCCAUAAGCUCUCUGUAGUAGCUGUGGAUCCUGGAGCCGUGAAAACCGAAAUCAUGCGAGAACUUCCUUGGGGCAUUUCUCACAUAGCAUUUAUAAGCUUGAAAGCUUUGGGUCUCCUUCAAACCCCAGAAGAUGCGGUAGGCUCUAUUCUUGAUGCCUCGCUUGCCCUCCCAGUAUCAUCAGGAGAAUACUUCUUUGGAGGAAAAGGAAGAACGUUGGCAUCAUCCCCGCUUUCCUACAAUUCUAAAAUCUCUAGAGAUCUUUGGGAUACGUCAAAUGAUCUGUUCCGGGAAUUGCAAGAGGCUCUUGAAACGCCUGAUUAACGUCAUUAGAGUUUGAAUGAAUGUGGACAGACGUUAAGUCUACAUUCAUGUGGUUUUUAACGUAUCUUGAAAGUCUUUACCGACAGUUACUUAGGAAUGGAGGGAGGACUUUGUAACAAUGGUCAUUGUCAUUACCUUAAUUCUCAACUAUAUAUUAUUGUAUCAUGAAUGAUGUAAUUUGAUCCUUUGUUUUAUUCUUUUAAUUAACAAUUGCUCCAUAU